GUGGAGCUGUGUGAAAUUGAGAGUCGAUGUGAGGCUUUGAUAACUGCAAUUGUGACUUUUUUGUUUGGGUAUAAUAAUUUAGGUUGUGCCCAGGUACCUCCAGCUCCUACUCACGUUGUACAACCAUUGCUCCCCUACAGCGUUUCGAAUCAUAGCCCUUGGCGCGCGACAUUGACUCAGACGUCCUAUUAAUUUACUACGCUCCACUUGACUCGACACCCAACAUACAACAUGGCGGAAGCGGUGAAAGACGCCGUCAACACGGCUGUCGAGGGCGUCAAAAACCUGGCAGUCUCUGCAGAACAGAAGGCUCCCAAACCGAAGAAAGAGAAGAAGGCCAAGGGCGAUGGUGGAGAUGGUCGGCCUCUGAUGCUCGACCCUGCGCCAGCGUACAUUGACCACCGAAUUAAGAUCUUCGAAACGCUCAAAGCCAAGUACGACGAGGAAGUGGCCCAAAAGCCCCGCGAGAACAUUAGCAUCACACUCGAAGACGGCAAGAUUAUCGAAGGACAGUCAUGGGUUACCAGUCCGGCAGACAUCGCACGCAACAUCGCCAAGAGCCUAUUCGAGCGCACUGUGAUCGCACGAUUGGACAAGGGCACCUCAGAGGAGACGCUGUGGGAUCUUGAGCGACCGCUAGAGAAGAGUUGCAAACUGGAGCUCCUACCAUUCGAUCAUCCAGAGGGCAAAAAAGUCUUUUGGCAUUCGAGUGCGCAUAUCCUGGGAGAGGCGUCUGAACGUAGAUUCGGCUGCGACCUUUGCAUUGGUCCACCAAUUGAAGAUGGCUUCUACUACGAGAUGGCCCUUCCAGAGAAGGCUGCCGUAGAGCAGUCCGACCACAAGCCGCUCGAGACCAUCGUCAACAACAUCGUCAAGGAAAAGCAGCCCUUCCAGCGACUGACGCUUUCCAAAGAUGACCUACUCGAGAUGUUCAAGACAAACAAGUACAAGCAACACAUCAUCAAGGACAAGAUUCCCGAUGGCACCUUCACGACCGUCUAUCGUAACGGACCUCUUAUCGAUCUUUGCCGGGGACCACACGUACCACACACCGGACGGAUAAAGCAGUUCAAGAUUAUGAAGAAUUCUGCCUCGUACUUCCUCGGCGAUGCCAAUAACGACAGCUUACAGCGCAUAUAUGGUGUCUCCUUCCCGGACAAGGAUGCAAUGCAUGCGCAUCUCAAGUUCCUCGAAGAGGCUGCCAAGCGUGAUCACCGAAAGAUCGGAAAGGAACAGGAGCUCUUCUUCUUCCACGAGUACAGUCCUGGUUCCUGCUUCUUCCUCCCGCAUGGUCAGAUCAUUUACAACACACUGCAAGCAUUCUUGCGGGAAGAGUACUGGAACCGUGGCUACCAGGAGGUCGGAUCGCCGAACAUGUACAACUCUGCGCUAUGGAAGAUUUCGGGGCAUUGGCAGCACUAUGCCGAUGACAUGUUUACAUUCGAUGUCGAGAAAGAGAAGUGGGCUUUGAAGCCCAUGAAUUGUCCUGGUCACUGUUUGAUUUUCAAGCACCGCGAGCGAAGCUACCGAGAGCUACCAAUCCGCAUGGCUGACUUUGGUAUCUUGCACCGAAAUGAAGCCAGUGGUGCUCUUACAGGUCUUACACGAGUGCGCCGAUUCCAACAGGACGAUACCCACGUUUUCUGUACUCAGGACCAGAUCACUGAAGAAAUUUCAGCGCUUUUCGACUUUUUGAAGGCGGUGUAUGGAAAGUUUGGCUUCACCUUCAAACUGAAACUGAGCACGCGCCCAGAAGGCUUCCUUGGCGAUAUCGAGACCUGGAACAAGGCGGAGGCGAAGCUGACUGAAGCUCUGGACCAAUUCACGGCUGCGGGCGGCGGCGCUUGGGAGCUGAACCCUGGUGACGGUGCCUUCUACGGACCAAAGAUCGACAUCACAAUCUCUGAUGCCCUGAAGCGCGAGUUCCAGUGCGCCACGAUUCAGCUUGAUUUCCAACUUCCGAACCAGUUCGAGCUUGAGUAUAUGACAUCUGAGGUUGCAUCUGCAAAGCCGAAGGAGGAGAAGGUCAAAGAAAUCAAAGAGGAGCCGUCGAAGGAGGGCAGUCACAUUGAGCAAAAGAAGGAGAAGUUGGAGGGUGAGGUCACAAUACCCAAGAAGAUUCCACCGCCACAGCCCGGUUACGCUCGUCCUGUCAUGAUCCAUCGUGCUAUCUACGGUUCCUUCGAGCGGUUCAUUGCUAUCCUCACAGAGCACUUUGCUGGUCGCUGGCCCUUCUGGCUCUCUCCUCGCCAAGUCAUGGUCAUUCCAGUCAUGCCUUCUGCGAACGACUACGUUAAGGAAGUCCAAGCCGAACUCCGUAAACACCGUCUCCAUGCCGACAUUGACAUCAGCGGAAACACCAUGCAGAAGAAGAUCCGCACGGCUCAACUAGCGCUAUACAACUUCAUCAUGGUCGUUGGUGCUGAGGAGCAGAAAGCGGGGGCUGUCAACUGGAGGAACCGCGAUGAUCAGGAGACACAGCAACGUGGCGAGAUUGUGCCGCUUGAUGAGGCGGUCAAGAAGCUUGUGCAGUUAAGGGACGAGCGGAGAUUUGAGAACAAGGUCUAAGGUGAUUGAGCGAGAGAUCGUGGGUGCAUCGGAAGGCGUGUAAGGUAUGAGGUAUGACUUGAUGAAGAACAAGGAGACCAUGUCAUGUGCAGCUCUUACACCAGUAUGCUCAGUAGAAUUUACGAAUCGUCAUAACCGUCUCCAGGAUCUUUUAUCUGAUUGUAUUUUCUUCUGUUCUUCAGACAGGAAUGCACAUCCACUCUGAUAUAACGCGUCAUGUAGGCUCAGUCAAUGAUCUGCAUGGUCAGCCUUUUUUAAUUCCCAAGCCGGUGGAAGCCUGAUAGCUAAGUCCACUGCAACAUAAGGCCGAGCGGGUUUCUACUAGCUGUAUGU
This is a messenger RNA of Cucurbitaria berberidis CBS 394.84, 2901 nucleotides long. RefSeq names its product threonyl-tRNA synthetase-like protein. NCBI's taxonomy places the organism in Eukaryota, Fungi, Ascomycota, Dothideomycetes, Pleosporales, Cucurbitariaceae. Gene Ontology annotation, molecular function: threonine-tRNA ligase activity; ATP binding. The record is from RefSeq and is a predicted model, not a curated record. Gene Ontology annotation, cellular component: cytoplasm. The transcript has 6 exons. Gene Ontology annotation, biological process: threonyl-tRNA aminoacylation. The coding region runs from base 232 to 2568 and encodes 778 amino acids.